Gymnogyps californianus (California condor) is the source of this 948-nucleotide messenger RNA. Its product is annotated as olfactory receptor 1509-like. Gene Ontology annotation, molecular function: G protein-coupled receptor activity; olfactory receptor activity. Lineage: Eukaryota; Metazoa; Chordata; Aves; Accipitriformes; Cathartidae. The record is from RefSeq and is a predicted model, not a curated record. The coding region runs from base 22 to 948 and encodes 308 amino acids. The transcript has a single exon. Gene Ontology annotation, biological process: G protein-coupled receptor signaling pathway. Gene Ontology annotation, cellular component: membrane.
AUGGGAGCCUGAGCUGAAGCGAUGGCACUGGGAAACUUCUCCCGGGUGACUGAAUUCAUCCUCCUGGGGCUUUCCGAUACAAGGGAGCUGCAAGUCCUCUUCUUCACCUUCUUCUUCCUGGCCUAUGCCAUGGUUCUGCUGGGGAACCUUCUCAUCAUUGUGACAGUCAGGACUGACCCCAAGCUGUCCUCACCCAUGUACUUUCUCCUCUGCAAUUUGUCCUUCAUAGAUAUCUGCUGCACCUCUGUCACCUCUCCCAGGAUGCUGGUGGACCUGCUCUCCCAGAGGAAGGCCAUUGCGUUUGAAGACUGUAUAGCCCAGCUGUUUUUUCUGCACUUUGUUGGGGCAUCAGAGAUGUUCCUCCUGACUGUGAUGGCAUACGACCGCUACGCUGCCAUCUGCAAGCCCCUGCACUACACAGCCAUCAUGAGCCGGCAAGUCUGCUGGGUCCUGGUGUCUGCCUGCUGGGCAGGAGGCUUCCUCCACUCCAUUGUCCAGACGCUCCUCACAAUCCAGCUCCCCUUCUGUGGCCCUAACACAAUCGACAACUACUUCUGUGACGUGCCGCCUGUCAUUCGGCUUGCCUGCACAGACAUCUAUGUCACUGAGUGGCUCAUGGCUUCCAACAGCGGCUUAAUAUCCCUGGUUUGCUUCCUGGUGCUGGUCACAUCUUACACGUUCAUCCUGGUCACAAUCAGGGUCCGCUUCACUGAGGGGCACUGGAAGGCGCUCUCCACCUGUGCCUCACAUGUGAUGGUCGUCACCCUCUUCUUUGUACCUUGCAUCUUCAUCUACCUCCGUCCCUUUUCUGCCUUCCCCUCCGACAAGCACAUCUGUGUGAUCUACACUGUCUUCUCGCCGGUGAUGAACCCCCUCAUCUAUACCCUGAGGAAUAACGAGGUGAAGGCGCCCAUGUGGAAAUUGUGGCAGCGCUGCAGACUCUUCUGA